AAACGUCCAGUAUAUCGAUUACAAAGUCGAAUCGUGCUCUAAUCGCGCAAACAUGCCAACACCCAAGCCACCACCAGAGCUGAAUAUCCCCAAAUCUGACAGUACUGUGAAAGUAUCAUGUAUCGAUAGUACCUCGCGGUUCUCGUUACCCCUUACGACUUUCCUCCAGCCAGACUACAAGGGCACCGACCGACUCGUAGGAGCAUCAUUUUCCUUCCUCAUCGAGCAUCCGAAUCACAAACCCAUUCUGUUUGAUCUAGGUGUCCGGAAAGACUGGGAAGACUUUCCCUCCUACGACAAGUGGGUACGUCUGAAGUGGGAGAUUGUUGUCGACCGUGAUGUGGCAACCAUUCUGAAGGAGAAUGAUGUCGAUGUCGAUGGAGGAUCCAUCGAGUCGAUCAUCUGGAGUCACCAUCACUGGGAUCAUCUCGGAAAUGCUUCCUUGUUCCCGCAUUCGACUGAAAUCGUCGUCGGCCCUGGCUUCAAAGCAGCGCAUCUGCCAGGGUAUCCGACCAAUUCAGAUUCGUUGAUAUUGGAGACAGAUCUCGAGGGCAGAGAGAUCCGCGAGGUAGCGUUUUCAGACCGCGAAGAUGGUCCCAAGAUCGGAAGGUUCCGUUCGCUGGACUACUUUGGAGACGGUAGCUUCUACCUGCUUGAUACGCCUGGUCAUUCAGUGGGUCAUAUUUGUGGACUUGCACGAACGUCUGCAUCACCUGACUCAUUCGUCUUCAUGGGCGGCGACGCUGCUCAUCAUGGCGGUGAAUUCCGACCAACAGAAUAUCUGCCGCUGCCACAAGAAAUCACGCCAUCACCUUUAGUGUUUCGAGGACGGACAUGUCCAGGGCAUCUUCUCCAAGACGUUCAUGCACACGCAGCGGCGGACAAGCCAUUCUACUACGUGACGGCAAGUUUUUCCCAUGACAAGGAAGUGGCAGACUGGACCCUCGAUGGCCUCGGCGAGUUUGACGCACAUAAGAAUGUCCUGCUACUGAUGGCGCACGACAAUGUCGUCGUUGACCCUCCCCGUAUGGACUUCUUCCCUAAGCCAAUGAACAAUUGGUUGCAACAAGGUAUCGGAGAAAAGAUUCGCUGGUUGUUUCUCAAGGACUUCGAGCAGGCGAUCGAGGCAAAGGAGCGAGGCGAGGCGCCGUUCUUCUGGGGCAAGUAUCCUUGAGGCUUGUGAGAUUGCGAUGCAUACCGCGAGGGCAUUGGUAUUAUUUUGGCGACAACGAGCUAUUGCAGAAACACUGCGUGAUGAGAAGUUACAAUCCACGUAAAUCGAAACUCCCACAUACAACCCAGAUCUUGACGCCCAGGUGUCUAUUGGUUAUAGCCGCUCAUAUGGCCGGUUGGGACCCACUCCCAUUGAACUUGAUGGCCUGGUGUUCAUAGGUCCGAAUUUUGGAACCACAAGGAACCUCGAAGAUGUCGACUACUUGACUAUGCCUUACGUUUGUCACAUCUGACCUGUUGGCCUACCCUU
Messenger RNA from Dissoconium aciculare CBS 342.82, 1483 nucleotides. RefSeq lists its product as uncharacterized. NCBI's taxonomy places the organism in Eukaryota, Fungi, Ascomycota, Dothideomycetes, Mycosphaerellales, Dissoconiaceae. The coding region runs from base 53 to 1174 and encodes 373 amino acids. The record is from RefSeq and is a predicted model, not a curated record. The transcript is spliced from 3 exons.